Molecule: messenger RNA, 1512 nt
Organism: Plasmodium coatneyi
Lineage: Eukaryota; Apicomplexa; Aconoidasida; Haemosporida; Plasmodiidae
Exons: 1
Coding region: 1-1512 (503 amino acids)
Biological process (GO): S-methylmethionine cycle
Molecular function (GO): S-adenosylmethionine-homocysteine S-methyltransferase activity
Source: RefSeq, a predicted model, not a curated record
AUGGCGAAGGAAGUGUUCACCCUCGAUGGGGGGAAAAUAUCGGAGUUUGAACGACUAAAGGUGGGGAACUUUGACUUCCUCUCCUGUCACGAUGACGAGAACAAAGAACAGAUGGUGAACACCUUGCAGAACAUUCACUUGAGUUACCUCCUGGCAGGGUGCAACGUAAUAAGUACGAACACCUUCCAAGUUAACCUUUACAGUUUGCAAGAAAGGGGGAUAAGCAUAGAGGAGGGAAAAGGCAUAAUCGACACGUAUAUCGACAUUGCUCAUAGUGCUUUGCUUAAAUAUGAAAGGAUAAAACGGACUACGGAUUUUGCACUCCUCGGGGGAACACCAAAGUUGGAGGAGUCUUCUCCCUAUGAACAUCUAGAAUGCUUCCAAAAGGUGAGAAACCAUUUGGGGAUCGUUCACCCGAAUGAUUCUGUUAACACGAGGGAGUAUGUAGAUAGCUUCGAUUUUCGGCACGAUGUUUGGAGGGGCAGCCCCAUCAGAAGAUGCGAAGACUGCUAUGUGGCCUUUUCCACAGGGGGCUACAGUUCGGCCUUCCGCGACUUUAGCGAAUACUCCGGUGUGUUGCACAAGCGGAGGACGGCAACCAAUUCAGCUGACCAGGUGGAAGUGGUUCAACUGGACAGCGCUGUGAAAGGAUGCAUAUCGAAGAACCAACGGUACGAUAUAAUAAUAAACACCCCCCCGCACCGACAGGAUCAUCUACCCGACAUAGAAAUGGUCCCCGUGAGCAGCACAGGAAGGAAUGAACCCUGCAGGAACGCCUUCCCCAACAGACACCUGUUCAACUACGGGUUGGAAUACUACAUAGAUGUAGGAGACGAGGAAAUUAUUUCCAACAGUCAGUUCAGAAUAGAAUCAUACAAACGAAACGCAGAUAAGCUUCACUUAUUUUCUCUCACCACGUCUUCUAACGUAAGAGAAGUGUUCACCCUUUACAACCAUUUAAAAAGUUGUGAGGGUUAUUUUAAAAAAAACGUGGUGGUAAGUUUCUACUGCAACAGUGAUCAGAACAUUGGCUGCUCAGAUUACUCCUUCCUAGACAUCGCGUUGAUCCUCCUCUACCUGGAUUCUCGCAACCAUUUUAUUAAAGCCAUCGGACUGAAUUGCCUAAACAUAGACUACGUGCGGGAGUUGUUUCUUCCUUUAACCAGGUGCAUUAAACCGGAUGGUUGCAUCGACGUGGAAGCUUAUCGAAGUCCAAGUGGCAAACUAACCGGGUUUAUCCAGACCAUUUUAAAGGACUUAAAAAAGAACACCUUCUUAGGCGAUGUUCAUUUUUUUGCCUCGCCGAACAAGUCACUCAAUCGAGUUAACUACGACUAUGCCACAAAUGACGUGCACUUCGAGGUUACGCAGAAGAGAAACAAGCACGUUUACAAUUACGUUGGGGAAUGGCUCAACGUAGGCCUUACUGGGUUCGGCGGGUGCUGCUAUUACAACCCAUACGAUAUUUCCCUGCUGGAUUAUAAGUUGGGUCAGCUGGCCAGGACACGGUGA